Molecule: messenger RNA, 437 nt
Organism: Amoebophrya sp. A25
Lineage: Eukaryota; Dinophyceae; Syndiniales; Amoebophryaceae
Source: the annotation of a GenBank genome assembly
AUGGGCAAGGACCAGCCUAGCACGCACGGUCGCAGACCUCUCAUAUGGCGACUCCCGCGUAAAAUUCUGGAUAAUGGCGCAGUCUUUCUGCUCGUGGUCGCGUGGUCUGGACCUAAUAGGCAAGACCUGUGGGCCUUACAGGCCCUUUGCACGUCAGGACUCAGAAGUUUCGACAACCCUACAACAACGGAAGAGCAUGCUACGAAGGCGAGACACGCUAGCGACGGGAGCCCAGCGCCAGCAUCUUCAACAACGUUUUGGGCGGUUAAUCGAGCCAAUCCCUCUGGUAUCAAAGAAGGAUCCCUUGGUAUGGAAAUUGGAGCAGCGGGAAAUGACAAUGAAGGAAAUGAUGGCAGACGCAAUGCAAGAAAAAUGGAGAGACAAGAGGCUGCAUACGCUAACGCCUUCGCUGUUUGGGGCGCACAGGCUCAUGCACA